AAGAGUUUGACGGGCUCCCAAGCAGCGCAAUUCAUCUAACCCUUCGACUGGAGAGAAUUGGCUGCUUCGUUCCAACAGAUAUAGGGGGACGAAAAAUAUCUUGAUCCUAUAAUGGCAGAAAAGAAAAGGGUAAGGUGGGCUCAGUGUUCGGACAUCUUACCGGAGGAUCGGUUGAGCCUCUUGCCAGAUGACAUCCUUAUUGACAAUAUCCUGUCGCUCUUACCAACGGAAGAAGCAGCGAGAACUAGCAUCCUGGCACGUAGAUGGAGGUUUCUCUGGUUGGGCUCACCGAGCUUGGAUUUGGACGCCUCGAGAAAGGUUGCAUUGAAUCGUCCUAUCGGGAAAGGAAAACUAGUGGGCGGCAGAGUGGCAUUCGAGUAUGUCAAGUGGGUAGACCGAGUCAUCGGCGGUUACUGGGGUUCGGCCGCUCUAAGUCGCUUCCGUGUUCGCUUCCAGUUGGAUGAUACCUUCUCGCACAAAAUCGACUCCUGGCUUAACUUCGCCCUAGGGAAGGGAGUGCAGGUGCUUGAGCUUGACUGCCAUCAGAAUUACGGAUGCAACGUUACUCCCUACACAUUCCCCUCGAUUCAGCCCCAUCUUCUUCUUAAUCUUAGACUACUAAAAUCCCUCUCCCUUAAAGAUGUAUUCAUAAGUACCGAUUGUCUGGAGCAUCUCUUGUUGGAGAGUGAGUUCCUGGAGAGACUACAGUUGAGCUGUAGUUUCCCAGACUCGAAGGUCAAUGUCACAGGUCCCAUGUCGAGAUUGAAAUACAUUGAUAUAUCGGAGUGCACUUUUGUGAGCUCGAUCAUGAUAUCAGCCCCUACUCCUGACCUUGUUUCAUUCAAAUGCCCGGGUGGCCUAAAGAUGUUGCACGUCGAGCAUGCACCACGGCUUGUUGAUCUGCUCAUCGAUGGAUUUCAUGACGAUUUCGAUCUUCUUUCCCACCCACUGUUUCGCUACAUUUCCCAGCUCCAGUCCCUUCGACUGGACACAUUCUAUUGGCACAUGGUACCACAUUGGUUGCCUCAUCUUCCUGACCUAAGCGGUCUGAAGCACCUGUCCUUGACAUUAGGAGGAUUUAAUGAUAUGCACACUCUCCACGGAGUGACUUCUCUGAUAAAGGCCGCCCCGUGCUUGCAACAUCUUACGCUGGAUGUGGAUCACCUCGAUGAAUGGCUAAUCACAAGCAAGGAGUCAGCUAACUUGCAUCAUCAAUUUCUACGGGUGAUAGAAUUUGUACGAUUUACUGGGCGCAAAGUGGAGUAUAGCCUUGCAGCAUACUUGAUCAAGGGUGUUGUAUCACUUCAAAAGCUUAUCGUCGAUUGUCGGAACCCAUCAUUCAUUGAAGGAUGCAAUUUUAGUCGUGGUAUAAAUAGAGCAAUAAGAGGGAGGAGAAAACGUGCCUUUGAGCUCAACCGAACGCUACCAUCCGAGCUCAAGCAAAUGCUACCAUCCGAGGUGGAGCUGGCGGUAAUCCAAUUUCAAGAUAGAUAUUGAUAUUAAUAUUGAUAUAUAGCCGUGUACUGAACAGCCCUGUUAAAUACAGGUUACAUAUUCCAUUACUUGGAUUGUUAAUCCUUUACAGUUAACACAAAAUUUACUGCUCAGCUAGGAUAUGAGGUAGGAGGUAAAAUGCACAAUCAAUGACUUUAUUGAUGAAAUUUAUGAUCUUUCA
Messenger RNA from Punica granatum (pomegranate), 1675 nucleotides. Lineage: Eukaryota; Viridiplantae; Streptophyta; Magnoliopsida; Myrtales; Lythraceae. The record is from RefSeq and is a predicted model, not a curated record.